Trifolium pratense (red clover) is the source of this 1881-nucleotide messenger RNA. Its product is annotated as probable zinc metalloprotease EGY2, chloroplastic. Lineage: Eukaryota; Viridiplantae; Streptophyta; Magnoliopsida; Fabales; Fabaceae. The record is from RefSeq and is a predicted model, not a curated record. The coding region runs from base 148 to 1680 and encodes 510 amino acids. Gene Ontology annotation, biological process: proteolysis. The transcript is spliced from 11 exons.
AUCGGAUAAUUGGUUCUCCUUGCCUCGCGUCACUUCUCCUUUCUACCUCUACUUGUUCUUCUUCUUCUUCACUUCUCAUUCUCAUUCAUUUUCAUGGCGUUAGAGUUUCAUUCAACCUAAACUCAUUCUUUUCUCCAAAACUAAACCAUGAAUCUCUCACUACCAUCACCUUCUACUUUUCGCGUCGUUCCUUCUUCGCACUGCUGCACUUCUUGCUUUCAAUUCAAUCUUCGAUUUCAUCCUUCUAACCGUUUCCGUUAUUCGCGUCGGAGUUCGUUAAAGUUGAGUCCUACUGGAAAAAGACGGAUUGCUUGUAGUGUUAAUGAGUCUGACGGUGACAAUGAGGAGGAGAAAGAAGAACAUAAAAAUGAAGAAACACAAUCUUUGAAGGAUUCUGUUGAGCAAAGUAACCCUCCGCCUGUAGAUGCAGAACAGCUAAACAAGUUUAGUGAUGAAAAUAAUGAUCAAAAUAUUGUGCAGAAUACAGAUAAUAUAGAAGUUGCCAGUGGAUCACCUCUGCCAGGAGUGAAGCUGGAUAAUGUAAUAAAAAUUCCCAAGGAAACAAUCGAUAUCCUUAAAGAUCAAGUGUUUGGCUUUGAUACUUUUUUUGUAACAAGCCAGGAUCCUUACGAGGGUGGAGUGUUGUUCAAAGGAAACCUGCGGGGGCAAGCUUCUAAAAGUUAUGAUAAGAUAUCAAAGAGAUUGCAAGAUAAAUUUGGAGAUGAAUACAGGCUUUUCCUUCUAGUCAAUCCUGAGGAUGAUAAGCCAGUGGCCGUUGUCAUUCCAAGAACUACCUUACAACCAGAGACAACUCUUUUACCUGAGUGGUUUGCUGCUGCAUCUUUUGGACUGGUCACAGUGUUUACCUUGCUGCUUCGCAAUGUUCCUGAUUUGCAAUCAAAUUUAUUAUCAACUGUUGACAAUCUGAAUUUGUUAAAGGAUGGCCUACCUGGAGCCCUUGUUACUGCACUUGUUCUGGGGGUACACGAACUUGCUCACUUUCUAGUUGCCCAAAGUCUUGGAGUUAAGCUUGGGGUCCCGUACUUUGUUCCUAGCUGGCAGAUAGGCUCUUUUGGUUCAAUUACAAGGAUAAGAAGCAUAGUAUCUAAUCGUGAAGAUUUGCUCAAGAUUGCGGUUGCCGGACCAAUAGCUGGAUAUACAGUUGGUCUUGUGCUUCUGCUUCUUGGUUUUUUUAUACCUCCAAGUGACGGUAUUGGUGUUGUUGUUGAUCCUUCUGUCUUUCACGAGUCAUUUCUUGCUGGUGGCAUUGCGAAGCUGCUUCUUGGUAACGUUCUCAAGGAAGGAACUCCAAUUUCUAUCAAUCCUCUUGUGAUUUGGGCUUGGGCAGGACUCCUUAUCAAUGCCAUCAACAGUAUUCCCGCCGGAGAACUCGAUGGAGGGAGAAUUUCUUUUUCCCUAUGGGGAAGAAAGGCUUCGAAUCGCUUCACGGGAUUUUCAAUUGUGUUGCUUGGACUCUCAUCACUGCUUAAUGAUGUAGCUUUCUACUGGGUAGCUCUUAUAUUCUUCUUGCAAAGAGGUCCAAUUUCUCCUCUAUCCAAUGAAAUAACUGAACCAGAUGACAAGUAUGUUGCUCUUGGUGUAACAGUUUUGCUCUUAGGCUUGUUAGUUUGCUUGCCGUAUCCUUUCCCGUUUAUAGACGAAACCCUCGCAAGUUUCUAGAAACAAUGGCGACAUAAACUCUGGCAGCAUCAUUAUAGUGUUAGACUGCUAGUGCAUGAUUUUUUAUUUUUUUAAUACUCAGUACACAGUAGGAUUUUCAAUGAAUCAAAACUAUCACUCUUUGUUCAUAUGCAAAGCGCCGAAAUUCUAGGGCGUAAACGUCCCAGUUUUGUAAUGGAGAAAGUACUUGGUGGUAGGAAA